Molecule: messenger RNA, 366 nt
Organism: Vicia faba (fava bean)
Lineage: Eukaryota; Viridiplantae; Streptophyta; Magnoliopsida; Fabales; Fabaceae
Source: the annotation of a GenBank genome assembly
AUGCCCAUUGAUUAUGUGAGGAUGUCUGAAAAUGCUGCUAGAAUAUUCAAAGAUGCAGUGGAUUCCUAUAAUCCGAAGAGGCUUCAUAAUGAUCUAAGGAUUUGGUUCAAGAUUUUUCUAGGAAGAUUUUAUCACAGAAACUCCAUAAACUAUUCUGAUUACAUCAACAUUGAUCAGAAAUAUCUUCUCAUUUUCAUCCAGGCUGGAGUCAAAGUUAAUCUACCAGAAAUAUUAUUCAACUAUCUAAAGUACACUAUUGUCAAGACUAGGGACAAUGGUUCUAAAUCUAGAAAAUGGGUCCCCAUAAGAAGACUCGUGUAUGAUAUUAUGGUGGAGAGUAAACUUGUAGAAUUCCUAAAUCUAUAA